Strongylocentrotus purpuratus (purple sea urchin) is the source of this 3372-nucleotide messenger RNA. RefSeq names its product gypsy retrotransposon integrase-like protein 1. Gene Ontology annotation, biological process: DNA integration. NCBI's taxonomy places the organism in Eukaryota, Metazoa, Echinodermata, Echinoidea, Camarodonta, Strongylocentrotidae. Gene Ontology annotation, molecular function: nucleic acid binding. The record is from RefSeq and is a predicted model, not a curated record. The coding region runs from base 49 to 1815 and encodes 588 amino acids. The transcript has 2 exons.
AAAGAUAGGAAAGAAGCGUCCACACACCUGCGUGUGCUGUUCCGGGAAAUGAAAAGGUUUGCUCUACAUAAGAGUGUCUUAUACCGGCAAACUAAAGACCCUUUGUCUGGUGAGGUAAGGCUCCAAUUAGUAAUCCCGCAUAGCUUCAUUGGCCAAGCUAUGCGUGGAAUCCAUGAUGACUGUGGCCAUUUGGGCUUUGACAAGUGUGCCUCUCUUGCGAAAACACGGUUCUACUUUCUGUUUAUGGCGUCGACCAUUAAGAAAUGGAUUGACCAGUGUGACAGGUGCAUAAAGCGGAAAAGGAAACAGGAACGGGAAGAAAUGGGCACCAUCGUGACUACUCAGCCAUUGGAACUUCUAUGUUUGGAUUAUCUAAGCAUAGAACCUGACAAUGGAGGGGUAGAAAAUGUUCUAGUCAUGACGGACCAUUUUAGUAAGUACUCUGUAGCAGUCCCAACCAAAGACCAGCGUAGUUCCACAGUGGCGAAAGCCCUGUGGGAGAACUUUAUUGUUCACUAUGGCUGGCCAGCCAAGAUCUUAACCGACCAAGCACAGGACUUUAAUUCUAAGUUGAUUAAGGAAUUAUGUAGCAUGGCCGGAGUAGAGAAAGUCCGCACUACCCCAUACCAUCCCCAAGCUAACCCCGUAGAACGGUUUAACCGUGUCCUGCUAGACAUGUUAGGAUGUCUUUCCGAUAAGGGUAAAUCCGAAUGGAGAAAACAUGUCAGCCCCCUUGUACAUGCUUACAAUGUUUGCGAGCAUGAUACGACACACUUUUCUCCAUACUUCUUGAUGUUCGGCAGGAAUGCUCGCUUGCCCAUUGAUCUUGCCUUUGGCAUUGACCCCCAGUGGUCGUCAGAGAAGGACAAGACAACAUAUGUCAAGAAUCUCCGGGAACAGCUUAAGGAAGCGUAUGAUAUAGCGUCAAGAAACAUGGCUAAACGUAGUAGUGCAAACAAAAAGCAGUAUGAUCUUAGAGCUAAGGCCCCCGUUUUGGAGGUAGGUGACCGUGUUCUGGUAAAGAACGUGCACUUGCGCGGAAAGCACAAGCUAGCGAACAGGUGGGGUGACAAUGUAUAUGUCAUUCUACAUAAGAUAGGUGAAUCCCCUGUCUACCGCGUGCAGAAGGAAGGAAGCACGGAUACCCCUAGAGUCCUCCAUCGUAACCUCCUCCUCCCAUAUGACGGACCUGACAAUGACAGACCCAAUGACACUGACUUGCCAACCACCAAGCCUCCAGUUACUAGUCAAAGACAAGCGACUCCACGUAGUAGAAAUACUGCUAACACAGUAAUUAAUGAGGAAGAAGAUGAAGACAACGAUGGGGACAUCUUCAUCAUACCAAAUGAGUCUGUCCCUAUUGAACAUACUCCAGACCCUAACCCCUCACUUGACGAAAAUGACAUUAACCCACCAGAUCAAAGGACCGAUUUGGCUAUUGACAUAAAUCACCAUGACGAUAACCAUGACGACAGGCAUGAACAUGUAAGGAAUGUGAAUGAUAUCACUCAAAAUAAUAACUUUGAUAAUCCUGAUAAUGCUGUCGAAGAGGAUAAUAAUCAGACGGUUGCGCAAAGCGACGCAGUUGAUAAUGGUGUGAAUGUGGAUGUUGAGGUGGAUGUGCGUGAUUCUAGUGAUGGUGAUCGUGCGGAUGCCGGAGUCGAUGAAAAUGUAAAAGUAAGAAAAUCUACCAGGAAUACUAAAGGUGUAGGACCUAGUAGGCUUACGUAUGAUCAACCUGGAAAACAAUACGAUGUAGAUUUUAAGUUGGCUCUCGCUCAACAAAUGCGAGCAUUUUUGAAUGAUUUGUUGUAAUUAAUUAUAUUUGUUCAUGUUAAUAUAGGAUAGUUCAAUAGAUACUAUUACGUCGGUUUUCCGAGAUAUGUUUGUUUUUUGUAUUUAAUAAUUGUAGAUUCCUUCUUAGCUAAUACGCUAGUACAAUAUGCUAAUGUUAGGGUAUGUCCUAGGAAUGAGGGUUCUCACAUCUAAGUGUUAGGACGGAGGGAUCUACCUGUGGCCGCCAUCGAAUCUGCGAGAUGCAGCUAUUAGCCUGUCCCGGUCUGCAACGCUGGAUCGACAAGGACCUAGUACAGCCACCAAAGAUGAUUGCAGCUAGGGGAUGCAGUGCUCAUCGUUCUGCAUUUACUGAACUUUGAUGCCGCCUAUCGCGUAUAAACAAUGAAGCUGAGAGUACUUCUACGCGGAGCUGCAAUUCACCCUGAAGUCAUCGUAGACAUACACAAAAAGAUGAACAUUGGAACAAGGAAAGUCAACAAUACUUCACCGUAUUCAUCUCAAGUUCACCGGAUGCCGAGAUGAAUCUCUGUAACUGAACAGAUUCUGACCGACAUGGAUUCGGCAGGACCAUGAACUAGUGGCGUCGCCAUUAUGAUACGUGAGUCAGGAGAACCUUGGCACGGACUGCGAAACUUUUUGUAUCGAUCGAUACCCUUGAAGACCACACAGUGACAUCCGAAGAGAGUCACUAACAUUGUGUAUAAUGAGCUUCAUGAAUAUUUGUAUGUCGGCUGUUGUCGUGAUGUGGACAUCUGCUUUUAGGGCGGAAGAAUAUGUAGCCCCUGUUUGGUGCAACAUUAACAUUAUACAUAAAGUUAUACACAUUUUAUCACAUGUUUGUAAAAUUACAUGUGAGUCCAUGAAUUUUAUAACUUUGCCCUUUUCACCUUAUUGAACAUUCCACAUGCCCAGUGCAGUGAGGAAAUACAUAGUACAUAUAUAUGCCCAUAGUCUAUACAUACGAGUACACACGUGUGCCUUGUAUGUGGUAUACCAACUGUUCCUGGAACCAGGGGAGAACAUCGCCGUCCCCCUGAAACAUGAGUCAUGAGUCAUGUGUGGUCAAGAUUGACCAUGGUUGGGUCACUCCAUUCUUUUAGCCUAGGGGUGUUAUGGCCUAUGAAUUAAUGUUCAUAAAUACAUAUUGUAUUAAUUAUGAUUGUUUAUUGAUUGUUUAUCUUUCUCCACUUGGGAAAGUUAUUUAUAUGAUUAUACAAUGUUUCAUCUGUAUCAAUGUUGUAUGAUGUAAUUGUUAAAUGCUUAUCCUGAACAUGUAUUAAUGAAAGUAUUUAAGCUUUUUACCUCUAAGUUGGGAGAUGGCAUAACCCAUCUCAAAGUCAGCCAUCUUCUCCUCAUCAUCAGCCUCUUUUGUCUCCAACCUCCAUUGGGACAACACCAUAUUAAUUGUCACUGACAAUAUUUAAUAUUUCUUCUCUUUAGGUAAGCACAUUAUUACACUUUUUGAAUAUCUUACUCAAUUAUAACCAACUGUUGGCAUUAUGUAUUUCUCAAGAGUGGAUGGUUAUGCAGUUGUGAGAUUUAAACGGAUUUUGUGUAAAGUUGUUGUAGAGAUGG